GAGACCAGCAGGGUGAUGACAGUGGCACCCACUGGAGGUUGGGCAGAAGCUCUAAAGUCAUCUCCUGUCUGCUUCUCCCCGCAGGUGGUGUGUGUGCCCCUGUGGAUCCUCAUGUCCUUUCUGUGCCUCGUGGUCCUCUAUUACAUCGUGUGGUCGGUCUUGUUCCUGCGCUCCAUGGAUGUGAUUGCAGAACAGCGCAGGACGCACAUCACCAUGGCACUGAGCUGGAUGACCAUCGUCGUGCCUCUCCUUACUUUCGAGAUCUUGCUGGUUCAUAAACUGGACGGCCACAAUGCUUUCUCUUGCAUUCCAAUAUUUGUGCCCCUGUGGCUGUCGUUGAUCACACUGAUGGCAACCACAUUCGGACAGAAGGGCGGAAACCACUGGUGGUUUGGUAUUCGCAAAGAUUUCUGCCAGUUUCUGCUUGAAGUCUUCCCGUUUUUGAGAGAGUAUGGAAACAUCUCCUAUGAUCUCCACCAUGAAGACAACGAAGAAACUGAUGAAAUCCCAGCUCCAGAGCCUCCUAAAAUCGCCCCUAUGUUUCGCAAGAAGGCCAGGGUGGUUAUUACACAGAGCCCUGGAAAAUACGUCCUGCCCCCUCCCAAGUUAAAUAUCGAAAUGCCAGACUAAAGGACGCUGGCAGGGCCAGAGCAUGAGUGGACUGGGACGCACGCUCUCUCCCUCCCUCUGCCUCUCCUUCACCCUCCUUCCCCGAGACCCCGAGUGGAGCUGGGCCUCUAGGGAUGUCCAUCUCAUGCCUCGUUUGCAUUCAGUGCCAAUCAGCUGCUCACCACGUCGGGACACAGAGGUGGCGGGGGGUUGGGGGUGUCUGUGGAUAUGAUGCCAGGGGCCGUGAAGGAGAGAGAAGAACCCAAUUCCGUGAGAGCGGGUGUCUAAGGCAUCUUCUCUCGCCCAUGGUACCACCUGGGAAUGGCUGCUCCUGAGACCUGCAGGGGGAGAUUCUGUCUACAGGACAGCUUCACAGGGCUGAAAUUCCUGUGGCGAGUGUUGGUGGAAGUGGCUUCCUACAGGGCCGCCUCCCUGGACAGCUCUGAGCUGUCCCGCUGCAGGUCGGCAGUGGGGACUGUAACUGGGUCUGAGUGUACCUGGUGUUUCCGCACAGCCCCGCCGCCAUGCUUAGCCCUGUCCCUGCAGUGGAGGGCUUUCCCUUUGGGCGUGCCGACAGUGGUUUCCACGGCCUCCUCCGUGAGCCCUUCCCAGUGGAGUGACUCCAUGCCUGUAUAGUAUUUAUACGACUAUUUUAGCAUUGUAAUAUACAGUGUCAAAUCCUAGUUCUGUACAGCAUACUCUGUUAAAGUAUUUUUUUACGAGCUUGUGCCCGAGACGGACGUGUUCUGCUGCAGAAGGUGAAGUCGGUGCCAGCCCCGCCCCACCUCAGAGUUGUGCCGGGCCUUCACAGGACAUCACCGCUUACACCUGGAAUUCUGUCACGUGCGUAGCCCUGCUCCUGCCAGCAGAGCCACAGCAAGCAGAAAAUGACCUGUGUGUUUCCUCACGUUGGGGAAAUCAGGCUGGGAAUAACCUAGAGAGCAGUGCUCGGGCCAGGACACGAGGGAAGGUUGCCAGGAGCAGACACAUUCACAGAUUCCCAUG
Ictidomys tridecemlineatus (thirteen-lined ground squirrel) is the source of this 1614-nucleotide messenger RNA. Its product is annotated as transmembrane protein 185A. The record is from RefSeq and is a predicted model, not a curated record. Gene Ontology annotation, cellular component: dendrite. NCBI's taxonomy places the organism in Eukaryota, Metazoa, Chordata, Mammalia, Rodentia, Sciuridae.